Desarmillaria tabescens is the source of this 354-nucleotide messenger RNA. RefSeq names its product DNA-directed RNA polymerase I kDa polypeptide. Gene Ontology annotation, molecular function: zinc ion binding; nucleic acid binding. The record is from RefSeq and is a predicted model, not a curated record. The transcript is spliced from 5 exons. Gene Ontology annotation, cellular component: RNA polymerase I complex. Gene Ontology annotation, biological process: DNA-templated transcription; termination of RNA polymerase I transcription. Lineage: Eukaryota; Fungi; Basidiomycota; Agaricomycetes; Agaricales; Physalacriaceae. The coding region runs from base 1 to 354 and encodes 117 amino acids.
AUGCAAGGUUCCUUGUUGUUCUGUCCCAACUGCGGUACCUUGCUGGAUUUGCCUAAGGAUAGCGAAACGUAUGUAAACUGCGACCAAUGUGGUCAUGAAGAGCCCGCGAGCUCAUACGAGAAUAUCCAAAUCACAACACAUUCGCAUCCGGACGCGUUUCCGUCAGCCUUGCGCCAGAAGAGAAAGACGCAGACCAAACACCAUGAAGGCGCCGAUCAAGGGACCGCCGUAUCCGAGAAAUGCCCCAACUGCGGCCACAUGGAGGCCUACUCAAAAGAACUACAGCUGCGCAGUGCAGAUGAAGGAUCCACCGUCUUCUAUACUUGCAAACACGGCUGGCGCGUGAACAACUAG